This is a messenger RNA of Eurytemora carolleeae, 2760 nucleotides long. Its product is annotated as zinc finger protein 239. The record is from RefSeq and is a predicted model, not a curated record. Lineage: Eukaryota; Metazoa; Arthropoda; Copepoda; Calanoida; Temoridae. Gene Ontology annotation, molecular function: DNA-binding transcription activator activity, RNA polymerase II-specific; RNA polymerase II cis-regulatory region sequence-specific DNA binding. Gene Ontology annotation, cellular component: nucleus. Gene Ontology annotation, biological process: regulation of transcription by RNA polymerase II.
AGCAUGAAGGAAUAAGAUAUCCUUGUUCUCAGUGUAACCAUGCUGCAGCUACCGCAAGAAAUCUGAAAAGACACGUUGAAAGUAUUCACGAAGGAGUAAGAUAUCCUUGUCCGGAGUGUGAACAUUCUGCAACUACGCCAAGUGAUCUGAAGAUUCAUAUUCAAAAUAAACAUAAAGGAGUGAGAUACCCUUGUUUAAAAUGCGAGUAUUCUGCAACUACUGCAAGGUAUUUGAAAGUACAUGUUGAGAGUAUCCAUGAAGGAGUGAAAUAUCCUUGCUCUCAAUGCGAUUAUGCUGCAUCUACAGUAGGCCAUCUGAAGAUUCACGUUGAAAGUAUACACGAUGGAGUGCGAUAUCCAUGUCUAGAAUGUGGAUAUGCUGCAACUACGGCAUGGUCUCUGAGAGCUCAUGUUAAAAGUAAACAUGAAGGAGUUAGAUAUUCUUGUACGGAAUGUGAUUUUGGCGCAACGACUUCAAGUAAUCUGAAAAUUCACGUUGAAAGUAAACACAAAGGUGUGAGAUACCCCUGUUUCCAAUGUGAGCAUAUUGCUACUACUGCUGGGAAUUUGAAGAAUCAUGUUAAGAUCAAACAUGAAGGAGUUAGAUAUCCUUGCUCUAAAUGUGUGUACCGUGCAACUACUGCAAGAGAUCUCAAGAAACACUUUGAGAAGAAACAUGUCACUAUCGAAAGUGAAGUGAAAAGUGAAAACAAUCCUGAAGAUCUUUAUCCACGUGAUUAAUUCGAAGAAGCUGAAACUACAGCAAGGAAUCUAAAGAGACAAAUCUAAAGCAAAUGAAUUGAAAUGAAAUACCCUUUUUCUGACCAACCUUUUUUAUUAGUAAAUAGGUUUCAAUCCUGCGUCUCAAAAGUUAUGUGUGUUUUAUGUAAUAAAGCUUUUGUUCCUAUUGUUAAAUAUAGAUUUUUUCUCAAAUUUAUAUGUUCCUGUUUAAAUCCGCUUUUUUGUACAUUGUGUCACUCUAAAUUUAUUUUUCAGACAUAAUGACGGAAAUAUUUAAAGAAGAAUCAAAUAUCGAUGAUUUUGAGACAAAAGUAGAGAUAGUUUAUAUCAAGGAAGAAAUUUGUUCAUCCUCUACUGAAGAGGAUAAAUGUACAAUAGAUGAUUCACGUACUGUAGAGGAUACAUGUACUGUAGAGGCUGAUUGUACUGAAGAGGAUAUUUGUUCUUUAGGGGAUACAUGUACAGGGGAUACAUUUACUUUAGAGGAUGCAGAAAUAAAAGGUGUAUUGAAUACUGGAAUACAGGAAACUGAAUACACCUUACCUUACCUAACCUUGCAUACUGAGCUCUUCAUUAAAGAUGAAAAUGAACAUCUUGAUUCAGGAGAAAAUGUGGAUCAAGGAAUUGAAGCACUACAAUCUGAACCAAAAAGAGUUAAGAUUCCUGUGAAAAGUAAACACAAAGACAUGAGCUAUCCGUGUUUUUGUUGUGAAUAUACUGCAACUAAAUCAACUGCUCUGAAGAUUCAUAUUGACAAUGAACAUAGAGCAGUGCGAAUCCAAUGUGCUCAUUGUCAAUUUACUGCAACUUCAGCAAAUUUUCUGAAAAUUCAUGUUGAAAGUAAACACGAAGGAAUGAGAUAUCAUUGCUCUGAUUGUGAGUUUAUUACAAGCAGAGCUAUUACCCUAAAGAGACAUGUAGAAAGUAAACACGAUGGAAUUAGAUAUAUAUGUUCUCAAUGUAGGUACACUGCAGCUAACGUAAGCGCUUUAAAGAGUCAUGUUAAAAGAAAGCACAAGGGAGCAAGUUAUCUUUGCUGUAAAUGUAUAUAUACUGCAACCUCUGCAUAUGGUUUGAAGUAUCAUGUUGAAAGUAAGCACGAAGGAGUGAGAUAUCCUUGUUCUUCUUGUGAAUAUACUGCAAUUACAGCAAGUGCCCUGAACGCACAUAUAAGAAUGAAACACGGAAAGGUUAAGUAUCCUUGUUCUUAUUGUAAAUAUUCAGCAACUGCAGCUGGUACUCUGAACGUUCAUAUUAACAUUAAACAUAAAAAAGUGCGAUUUCAAUGUAAUCUGUGUGAUCAUGCUGCAACUACAGCAGGUUGUCUGAAAAUUCAUGUUGAAAGCAAGCAUGAAGGAGUAAAAUAUCCAUGUUUGAAAUGUGAAUAUAUUGGAACUCGAAAAAGAGAUUUAAAAGUACACGUCAAAAGCCAGCAUGAAAAAGUGAGAUAUCCUUGCCUUAAAUGUGAGUAUGCUGCAACUUCGGUAGGUUCUCUGAACCUCCAUAUUAAAAGUAAACAUGAAGGAAUUACAUAUCCCUGUUUAAACUGUGAGUAUGUUGCUACAACAGGAAGCAAUUUAGGGAGACAUGUUAAAGAUAAGCAUGAAGGAGUGAGAUAUCCAUGCUCUAAAUGUGGGUAUGUUGCAAAUUCAGAAAGAUAUCUGAAAAGACAUAUUUCAGAAAAGCACGACAGGGUUUGUUUUCCCUGUUCAAAAUGUAAGUAUGUUGCAACUAGAGCAAGUGAUUUAAAGAAACAUGUGAAAAACAAACAUGAUAUGGAGAUUUUCUCACUCUGAGUGUGAACAUACUGCAACUUUAACAGGCCUUCUGGAAGCUAAUGUUAAAAGGAAACAUGAGAAAGUCUCAUAUGUUGAAAAAUUUUAAUACUUUUUUAAUAAAACAAGUCUUUUUCGUCUGAAAUUAAUGUUGUCAAGUGCAAAAAUGUUUUAGAUAUUUUGUUCACUAAUUAUCUGUAAAAUCUUCGGAUAAAUAUGUAUAUUAAUAAAAAGAAACAUUUGUA